Molecule: messenger RNA, 330 nt
Organism: Nezara viridula (southern green stink bug)
Lineage: Eukaryota; Metazoa; Arthropoda; Insecta; Hemiptera; Pentatomidae
Source: the annotation of a GenBank genome assembly
AUGGUUAAACAAACUGGUGUACCACCAUCAGACAUUACUUUUUUAGUAAUUUCUGGUCCGCUACAUGGUUAUUUAGAUAUUGAAGGAAGUGAAGAAGAUAAAAUAGGAGAUUAUGAAGAUAAGGGUGGUAUCAAAGCAUUUGAUCAAUCCACUGUUAAUGGAGGUAAAUUGUAUUAUGUUGAAUCUGUUGCUAACCAGACAGAAGAUGUAGUUGUCAUUGAUGUAACAAAUGGUGUCAAUUGGCUGCGUUCUUUGUUGAGCCUUGAACUGAAGAUAAUCCUCUGGUCUGGUAACGUUAAAGGAGCAGAUGUUUCUAUAUCUUGGGUUUGA